Molecule: messenger RNA, 1209 nt
Organism: Indicator indicator
Lineage: Eukaryota; Metazoa; Chordata; Aves; Piciformes; Indicatoridae
Gene: SS18L1
Product: SS18L1 subunit of BAF chromatin remodeling complex
Exons: 11
Coding region: 1-1209 (402 amino acids)
Biological process (GO): positive regulation of transcription by RNA polymerase II; positive regulation of dendrite morphogenesis
Cellular component (GO): nucleus
Molecular function (GO): transcription coactivator activity
Source: RefSeq, a predicted model, not a curated record
AUGUCGGUUGCCUUUGCUUCUGCUCGCCCAAGAGGCAAAGGGGAGGUCACCCAGCAAACUAUCCAGAAGAUGCUAGAUGAAAAUCACCACCUAAUACAAUGUAUUAUGGAUUAUCAGAGCAAGGGGAAAACUGCAGAAUGUACUCAAUACCAACAAAUCUUGCACAGAAACCUGGUUUACUUGGCAACAAUAGCAGAUUCUAACCAGAAUAUGCAGUCCUUGCUUCCUGCUCCACCAACGCAAAACAUAAACUUGGGCCCAGGAGGAAUGACUCAGAGUGCAUCCAACCAAUCUCUCCAUUCACAGAGCAAUCUCAGCGAUGCGAUUGGGACGGGCCUGCCUCCUUCCUCCCUCAUGCAGAGUCAGAUUAGCAAUGGUCCUAAUCAUGUGUCUAUGCAGCAGUCAGGCCAGAACACUAUGCCCACAACCUCUCUGAGUAUGACUGUCAGCAGUCAUGGAACUGGGCCUGGUUAUAGCCAUACAGUGCCUGCAUCUCAGAACGUGCCAAUGCAAGGCCAGGGGUCAAUAGGCAAUUAUGUCUCUCGAACAAACAUCAACAUGCAGUCUAAUCCAGUCUCCAUGAUGCACCAGCAAGCAGCAACGUCACAUUACAACUCGGCGCAAGGUGGCAGCCAGCACUACCAGGGGCAGUCCUCCAUUGCCAUGAUGAGUCAGAGCAACCAAGGCAACAGCAUGAUGGGGCAGCGACCAAUGGGCCCUUACAGAGCUUCACAGCAAGGUUCCUCCCAGCAGUACAUGGGUCAGGAAGAAUAUUACAGUGAACAGUACAGCCAUGGGCAAGGCUCCUCAGAACCCAUGAAUCAGCAAUACUACCCAGAUGGACAUGGUGAUUAUGCCUAUCAGCAGUCAUCCUAUACUGAGCAGAGCUAUGACAGGUCAUUUGAUGACUCUACACAACACUAUUAUGAAGGAGGAAAUUCCCAGUACAGCCAGCAGCAGGCAGGAUACCAACAGGGAGCUGCACAACAGCAAACAUAUUCCCAGCAGCAAUACCCAAAUCAACAAAGUUACCCAGGACAACAGCAAGGAUAUGGUCCUGCACAAGGAGCCUCUUCACAGUAUUCCAGCUACCAACAGGGUCAGGGGCAGCAAUAUGGAAGUUACAGAGCUUCUCAGACGGGCCCAUCCGCUCAGCAACAGAGGCCUUAUGGCUACGAGCAGGGACAAUAUGGAAAUUACCAGCAAUAA